This is a messenger RNA of Odocoileus virginianus texanus, 1147 nucleotides long. Lineage: Eukaryota; Metazoa; Chordata; Mammalia; Artiodactyla; Cervidae. The record is from RefSeq and is a predicted model, not a curated record.
UCAAACCCAUGUCUCCUGCAUUUCAGACAGAUUCUUUACUGCUGAGCCACCAGGGGAGCCCCUCAAGGAACUGAUUUGGUGCUAAUUAAGGAACCCUCCCAAUUUACAAAACAGGAAACCAGUGAUUUCUCAUUUAUACAUUUUGACCCAUUCCAUCAUUGUCUAUUGAGUGAGUAGGUGAAGGAUAAAUAAUUUGACUUUAUAGUUCACUUGUUCUGACAUAGGUUCACUCAUGUUUCCUGCCCAGCUUUUGUGGUCAUUUUAGUUUUUGACUCUAAGGUAUUUGAUGACGUGAACUGAAUUGGAGUCCUGGAAGUGCAGUGGGUCAGGGUCCAUUCCGCUGCCCAGGGAUGAUGCCUGAGUUCUGUGUGUGACUUCACAAUGCCCCCGUGGUUCCCAGCUUCCUUCUGUAGUCUGUAUGUAGAUAGCCAUGCUGACAACCUUGUGGCUGUUUAGCCUUUUUCUCCCUGUUCUGUGUGCCCAGCUAUUAGUCACCUGUGCCUAUAAGAGUCUCUGCCAGCAGGCCCUGCUCUCGGGCAAUGAUGUUGUCCUGCAGUGUGACCAUCUCAAGGCAUCCUGGUACUUCUCUUCCUUUCAGGGGGAAGAUCCCUUUUUGGUCUCCUCACUGCCUAACAUAAAGAAACUGCCUGGGGGCAGCCUCCAACUGAACAAACCUCAGCCCUCCCAGACAGGCCUCUAUCGCUGUGAGGACAAUAACACAGCCCUUGUGGUAGAAUAUGAGAUAGAUUUCCAAGAUGUCACCACGCUACAUAUUACCCACAAAGGACUAGGCCAAAACCCUCUGCAGAAUCAGAGCCUGAGUCUGGGUAGACAGGAGAUCAUCUUCACCCACUGGGAGCCCUGGCAGGACUGUAACCGCUGUGGGGUGCCAGGUGAACGCAAACGCCUGGGGUACUGCUACAUCCAAGAGUCCCUGGAAAGCCCAAUGCCCUGCUGGCUCUAUCUGGGAGAUGUGAGGCUGUGGUCCAGCCGCUUGCAGCCUGAGAUGCAGGUGGAAGCCUGCCUUGUACCCUGCAACCAGAGCAAGGAGAUCAUCCAGCCGUUCUUCACCUUUGACAUUUCCAAGUUGGGCCAGUCAACCAACAACAUGGAGCUCACCUGCCCCUUGGCGUCCAUCUACAGGUGA